AUGAAACGACUUCUUUCCUCUCUCGCUCAGCAACAUGAAAUGGUUAUCAACAGCCAUAACAAUGGACCAACAAUUACUUGGAACACCUCUCGCUGCUACGAAUGGAGCUCAUCAUCGAGCCUCUCAUACCUUUCAAACCAUACUACUACUACCAUUUGUAAUAAUACAUUGAUUCCUUCAUCAUCCUCGGGUGGAAGAUAUCGAAGCCUUUCCAAUAGUAGUUCUCCACAGCCAACACCACAACGUCGUGCAAGUCGAUGUCUUUCUCCACCCACAACGAGUAGCACUUCACCCCAUAACAAUAUAUCUCCCAGUAAUAAUAAUAAUAACACUCUCCACGCUCAACUCUAUUCGCUACAACAACAACAAAAGAAUGAAGCCUUGCAUUUGAAACAUAUUCAAGUAGCGAAACUGUACAAGUUUAAUUUUGAGGAUUUGUAUGAUUGUUUGGAAAUUCGAGUCUUGUUUAAACAAUUUCUCAUCAAGAAUCAGAAUGAAGAAAAUUAUUAUUUUGAUCAGAUUUUGGACUCGGAAUAUAAAAAGUUGAAAUCAAAUCGGAAUCGCUAUCAUAUGGCGAAGAGAAUGAUUGAAACAUUUGUGAAAGCAGGAGCUCCUUAUGAAUUGAAUUUAUCGGAAAAGAUUAAACAAUCUGUGUUGAGGGAAUUUCAAAAAGCGACUCCUGAGAAUUGUCCACUCGAUAUGUUCGAUAGUGUACAGUAUCAAGUAUUGACAUCAAUGAGAUUGGACGCCUAUCCCAGAUUCAUUCAAAGUGACGAAUUUUUGAGCUUUAUUGGAGGCAAAAUUUCAUCCUUUAAGAAUUUACAACAAAAAUUGAGAUUUAUCAAAUCGAUUGGUGCUGUCAAAAAAGUGGCACCUCUCGAAAAAUCAUCCUCCAAAGGCAAUCUAAGAAAAAGCAUCAAUGCUAAACAAAAGAAAAGCGAAGAAGAAACGGUCAAAGAAUCACUCAUGAUGGAUCAAAUCGAUACGGAAGACAACACUCCUGAAAAUUUAGUAUUACCAGUUGAGGAAAUAUUAGGAGGAUUUGAGGCAAUACCUUUCAUGGCUCCCACUCCAACCUCAAUGACGACGACGACAACGACUUGUCAAAGUUCGAAUCCAACGAGUACUACAUCUCCGCAAGUCUCCACAGUGACCACUCACUCGGUGAGCUCUACCGAUAUUAGUGAACCAUCCUCCAUCAAACGUUCCAUGUCGAGCAUUGUUGGUCACUUGUUCAACAAAUCAUCACCCAAUAAUAGUAAUUCUUCCACAUCAUCCAUACAACCUUACAUUCACACAACGAGAACGAGAAAUGCCAGUGGAUCUGUGUGUGACUUGAAUUUUCACGAGUCGUCCACUGGUGCAUCAAACCAUAAGAGCGCAAUAGCCAUUCGAUUGCAUGACAGUCUUCCAAGAGCCAUUGCUCCAAUUAAUAAUUUUAUUGUUACUCCUUGUAGUGAUGACGAGAAGGAUGACGACGAAGAUGAAGACGAUGAAGAAAGCGAAGAGGAACAUGAAUCAACACCAACCGAACACGAACGUGUCAAGAAUUUUGACAAAAUCAUGCACAAGAGCUCACUCUUUGAAAAAUCUCUCUCAUCAGAACGACCAUUUCAUGAAUCCACAUCGAAUGAGGCAUUGGAACCAAACGAUCACCACUUGUGGGACGAAGUUGACACGUGUCUCUCCGAUGAAAGUUCUGAAGAGGACGAAGACGACGAUGAGAACGAGGACGAAUUAGAAGAAGAGAUGAUUGGUGGCAAUUUAGCGGCUGCAGCCAAACAAAUUACAGUCUCUACAUCUGCCGUAGCCAAUAAUACGGUCAUUCCCUUACUCGAAACCUUGUCAGCUUUUAUGGAAAAACUUCAAUUAACAGUGGAUGAAAUUGAAAUAAUGAAAACAGAAUAUCAAAAUUACAUGAAUAAUUAUUCGAGUUUGGAAUUGAAUACAAUUUUAAAGCAAGUGGAUUCGUCUCCAAAGAAAGACAAUGACUGGACCAUGAUUCAACUGCAACCUAAAACUCGAAAAAGAUCCAUUCUGAAUCGUAAUCAAGCAAACAAGACACUGGAUGUUGUGAGUCAAUAUAAUUUGAAAGCUCAUUUUGCGAGAUUUGAUUCACCAGUAUCGGAUGAUGUCACAUACAUGCUACGUCGAUCAUGUAAAUUACCGUACAAUGCAUUCUCAGUAUUGCAAUUGUUAUGCGAUGAGAGUAGUUAUGAAACCAUGGUGAAUCCGCUAUUGUUGGCACCUGCAGAAUAUAUUGAAUUUGUUGUCAAAGACACUGACAACUCGUAUGCCUCUUUAAUUUCAUUGGAAGGAGCUAAAUGGCCUUGGCCACUCAAACAACGACACUAUGUCACUACAGGCACCGUCAUUUCUGACAUUUUGAACGAUGAAAAGGAAAAUCCCAAUCGCAAGCGAUACAUUAUUUUGAAACGAAGUGUUGUUAACAAUGCCAAAGUAGAAAUUACACUCAAUAAGAAGGAAAAUCCCAAUCGAGUCAUUGGUGUGAAACUUGAAGCCUAUUUUGUCGAGUCUUCCAUUGCCAAUGAAUGCACCUUGACCAUGUUCAAUGAAUGGCGUUUCACCAAUGUCAACAAAUGGACCUUCCCAUCGAAACUCUUCAAAAAAUCACUCAAACUCUUCACCAAUGAUUUCCAUCACGCCUUAAUUGACAAACUUUCGAGUGCCACGAUUUUACAUGCUACGAGUUAUAGUGAUUUUAUUAGCAACAGUGAAGCUCAAGAACAUUCUCCUAGCACCAAGAAGGACAAUACUCUUUUGCACACCUUGUUUAGAAACGAUGCUCUUCCCAAGAAGGAUGAAAUUAAGAGCAAAGUGAAGAACAUUUUCCAUACCUUGUCGUUGAUGAAACUGUUUGAAUAUGAUUUGAAUGAGACGUGUCGAGUGAUUGAGGAACGACAACAUGUGGUCGAUCACAAUGCCACACGACAACAACAACAACCCUCAGAAUAA
Molecule: messenger RNA, 2976 nt
Organism: Naegleria lovaniensis
Lineage: Eukaryota; Heterolobosea; Eutetramitea; Acrasida; Naegleriidae
Exons: 3
Coding region: 1-2976 (991 amino acids)
Source: RefSeq, a predicted model, not a curated record